Messenger RNA from Labrus bergylta (ballan wrasse), 4596 nucleotides. Lineage: Eukaryota; Metazoa; Chordata; Actinopteri; Labriformes; Labridae. The record is from RefSeq and is a predicted model, not a curated record.
UACACUCUUAUCGAGCCGGCUUCAUGAAGUUAUGUUUGAAGUUUCGGCUUGUCUUUGCUUUGACACAGAACGUCAGCUAAACCCACUAAAACUCACCCUCAUUUUAGUAUUACUUUUAAAUACCUUGUUUGUUUUUUUUUAGCACCUAUUUAUGUUUCAUCGUGUAGCAUAUGUAAUGCAUACUUUCAUCACUUCUUCUUAGUUGUUUUUUAUUUUAUUUUUUUUACGGGUUUUUCUUGCUGUGUUGAGUGCUGCGGUUUGCAUGAGAGGUUGAGGUGUUGUUUUGGGUUGCUGGUAUUUCAGCUGACUGAAUGGGGCGAAAACACCAGACAAGCCUGUGUGAAUAGAUGUAUUGUGGACGCUGGCUGGUUGUGUUUGACAGCCCCAGGUUUAAACCUCGGCCUCUUCUACAGAAAGGGAUUUUUUUUUGGUUAAAUGUGUGGCUGCUCUCUGAGCUUUUAUUUUUGCCACCCUCGUCUGUCAAGUGGUGGUAGUGGUGGUGGUGGGGGGGGGCUCUUCAUCAUAGCUGUGUUCAGGCUGACACGGUGUGUUGCCGUGCUGAGGGCUAAAUUACCGGUGGCAGCGAGCUGUCCUGUUGUUUAUGGUCGCGCCUUGCUGUCAGCCCGCAGUGCCAAAGUCUCAUCAUCAUCAUCAUCUCUGGCGAGGAUGCCGCUGACAAACAAAUCCAGGAACGCCCCGGCGUGUGACUCUCCAGGCUCAGGCCGAACUGAACCCUCAGCAGAAGCUCGGCAGGACAACCGGACUACAGGGGACGGUGGAGGAGAGGACAAUGUUGGAGACAGUGAGAUAAUCAAGUCCCCCUAUGACCCCAAGCAGUACAGGUAUGUCGUGCUUGACAACGGGCUGCGAGCUCUGCUCAUCUCAGACUAUAGCGGCCCGGCGGAGUCUGAAGACGAUGACUCGGACGGAGAAGAGGAAGAGGGUGAUGAUGAAUCCGGAGGUGAAACGGAAGAUGAGUCUGAGGAGGAUGAAGAAGACGACGACGAGCAGGGCAGCGACGGUGAUGAUGAUGACGACGACGACGAUGACGAUGAGGGGGAUAAGAAGAAAAGAAAUGCAGAGAAACAGUCUGCAGCCGCUCUGUGUGUGGGAGUGGGCAGCUUCAGCGAUCCCAGUGACCUCCCUGGCCUCGCUCACUUUCUUGAACACAUGGUGUUUAUGGGCAGCGAGAAGUAUCCCUCAGAAAACGGCUUUGAUGCCUUCCUCAAGAAGCACGGCGGGAGUGACAAUGCCUCCACCGACUGCGAGAGGACGGUCUUCCAGUUUGACAUCCAGAGGAAAAUCUUCAAAGAGGCUCUUGACAGGUGGGCUCAGUUCUUCAUCUGCCCCCUGAUGAUACGAGACGCCAUUGAUAGGGAGGUGGAGGCCGUUGACAGUGAGUACCAGCUGGCUAAGCCGUCAGACUCCCACAGGAAGGAGAUGCUGUUUGGCAGUUUGGCCAAACCUGGACACCCUAUGGGCAAGUUCUGCUGGGGUAAUGCUGAGACGCUGAAGCAUGAGCCAAAGAAGAAGAAGAUCAAUGUCUAUAAGCGGUUGCGUGCCUUCUGGAAGAAACACUACUCUGCCCACUACAUGACUCUUGCAGUGCAGUCUAAAGAGAAGCUGGACACUCUGGAGGAGUGGGUGAGAGAGAUCUUCAGCAAGGUGCCUAACAACAAUCUGCCACAGCCAGAAUUCUCCAAUAUGCCGGAUCCCUUUGACACACCAGCCUUCAACAAGCUGUACAGAGUUGUCCCAGUUAGGAAAGUCCAUGCUUUGAAUAUCACCUGGGCCCUCCCCCCUCAGGAGAAAUACUACAGAGUGAAGCCUCUCCACUAUAUGUCUUGGCUGAUUGGCCAUGAAGGCACAGGAAGCAUCCUCUCCGUGCUCAGGAAGAAGUGCUGGGCCUUGGCUUUGUUCGGAGGAAACAGCGAAACUGGCUUCGAUCAAAACACCACCUACUCUAUCUUCUCCAUUUCCAUCACCCUCACUGAUGAAGGCUUCCAAAACUUCUAUCAGGUGACUCAGCUGGUGUUCCAGUACCUGAAGAUGCUGCAGACACUUGGACCACAGCAAAGAAUAUAUGAAGAGAUCCAGAAUAUUGAAGCCAAUGAGUUUCACUACCAGGAGCAAAUUGACCCUAUAGAAUAUGUGGAGGACAUUUGUGAGAACAUGCAGCUCUUCCCCAAAAAGGACUUCCUGACAGGAGAUCAGCUGAUGUUCGAGUACCAGCCAGAAGUUAUUAGAGCAGCUCUGUCCCUCCUCACCCCAGAGAGAGCCAACCUGAUGCUGCUGUCACCAGAACACGAGGGCCAGUGUCCCCUCAGGGAGAAGUGGUUUGGCACACAAUACAGCGUGGAUGACAUCCAGCAGGAGUGGAUGGAGCGGUGGAUGGGAAACCUGGAGCUGAACAGCGACCUUCACCUUCCCGUUGAAAACGAGUUCAUCGCCACCGACUUCACCCUGAAGCCCUCCGACUGCCCAGACACCGAGCUCCCUGUCCGUAUAGCCGACAGCGACAGAGGCUGCCUGUGGUACAAGAAGGACAACAAGUUCAAAAUCCCCAAAGCCUACAUCAGAUUCCACAUAAUCUCUCCUGUAAUCCAGCAGUCUGCUAAGAAUGUGGUCUUGUUAGACCUGCUGGUCAACAUCCUCGGACAUAACCUUGCAGAGCCGGCCUAUGAGGCUGAAGUGGCUCAGCUGGAGUAUAAACUGGUAGCUGGUGAGCACGGCUUGGUCAUCAAGGUUAAAGGGUUUAACCACAAACUGCCUCUGCUGUUCCACCUGAUCAUUGACCACCUGGCGGAUUUCUCUGCCGCCCCUGACGUCUUCAGCAUGUUCGCAGAGCAGCUCAAGAAAACCUACUUCAACAUCCUCAUUAAACCUGAGAAGCUCGGCAAGGAUGUGCGUUUGCUUAUCCUGGAGCAUUCUCGCUGGUCCAUGGUGGAGAAGUAUCAGGCUCUGACAGCUGGUCUGAGCAGCGAGGAUCUGAUGGAGUUCAGCCGGAGUCUCAGGGCAGAGCUGUACGCCGAGGGUCUGGUGCAGGGCAACUUCAGCAGCACGGAAUCACAGCAGUUCCUUCAGUAUGUCACCGAAAAAUUGCAGUUUUCCAAGCUGCCAGCAGAGGUGCCGGUGAUGUUCCGAGUGGUGGAACUUCCGCUGAAGAACCACAUCUGUAAGGUCAAAUCACUCAAUAAAGGAGACGCCAACUCUGAGGUCACCGUGUACUACCAGUCUGGCCUAAAGGCGUUGAGGGAGCACACACUGAUGGAGCUGCUGGUGAUGCACAUGGAGGAACCCUGCUUUGACUUCCUCAGGACCAAAGAGACUCUGGGGUACCAUGUCUACCCCACCUGCAGGAACACCUCGGGCGUACUUGGAUUCUCUGUCACCGUGGAAACACAGGCCACCAAGUUCAAUACUGAGCUGGUGGAGUUAAAGAUUGAAGAGUUCUUGGCUUCAUUUGGGGAGACGCUCGAUUCGCUGACUGAGGACGCCUUUAAUACUCAGGUGACUGCUUUGGUGAAGCUGAAGGAAUGUGAGGACACUCACCUGGGUGAGGAGGUGGACAGGAACUGGGCCGAGGUGGUUACACAGCAAUAUGUGUUUGACAGACUUAACAGAGAGAUCGCCGCUCUGAAGCAGAUGACCCAGGCUGAGCUGGUCUCCUGGUUCAAAGAACAGCGAGGAGAGAACAGCCGCAAACUCAGCGUGCAUGUGGUGGGCUUUGGUGCUGAAGAGAAUGAUGAGGAUGCUGGUGGUAAGAAACAUAAAGGAGAAGAGGGCAAAGAGGAAGAGUUACACAGCUCUGCGUACGGUGAGGUGUCUAAGCUCACCUUCCUUCCUGCCAAGAUGGCGGGCGCUGUAGCCAUCAUGGACAUACCAGCUUUCACUAAAGGCCUGCCACUCUUUCCCUAUCACAAGAUACUUGAAUGACCUCCCGCUCAGACUGUGACACGGAUGGAUGGCUAUGCUUUGCCUCUCACUGAGCGGACUCUGUCACAUUAGAGAUGCAGUCACUUAACAUGUGGAGGUGAAGGAAUUCUGAAACAAUUGUGGCUUCUCUAUGGACCUGGAUUCUUCUUGGGAGCCUCGGCUGUAGAUUUUAACUAAACUGUGUGUGUAUGCAAAACACCUGAAGGUGAUAAUAGACUUUUCUUGAAGUGAUACAUGAUAAGCUAUUCUUCUUUCUCACACCUAAUUAUUUUCAAUCCUCAGACACCAGGAGUGUGUAAGCACGCUUUCUAUUUCUCUAUCCACACUGACUGAAGAUCGUUGGAUCAAAUUCUCAUUAUUCGGCUCUCUGGCUCUGCUAUUAUAAGAAUACCAAAUCCCUGUUUUUUCAGCUGUCUGUGUCGGAUCUCACAGCGAGCUUAAUACUUUUUUUUUUUUUUCUUUUCAAAUCAACUGUGAAAACUGCAAAGAAUAUUGAAUCCUUUGAACUCUGAAAGGGUGUGUUUGAUAGAUUGUGAGCUCUUCUCGGCACUCCUGCUGUGUUAGCUAACUGGAAUAAUUACACCAUGGUACAAAACUGUGCAAAGAAAAUAAAUCCAGGAGUGAUGAUUGAAUUGAUUAAAGCAGUGUGUACCAACUACA